Molecule: messenger RNA, 1900 nt
Organism: Portunus trituberculatus (swimming crab)
Lineage: Eukaryota; Metazoa; Arthropoda; Malacostraca; Decapoda; Portunidae
Product: beta-1,3-galactosyltransferase 5-like
Exons: 10
Coding region: 398-1777 (459 amino acids)
Cellular component (GO): membrane
Molecular function (GO): N-acetyl-beta-D-glucosaminide beta-(1,3)-galactosyltransferase activity
Source: RefSeq, a predicted model, not a curated record
GUUACUUGGGGUCCUUCCUCAGUCCUUCCUUCCCCUCCCACCACCCCCUCCCCAUACACAGAGAUAUGAAUAGAAAAACAAAUCAUCUAUAGCUGUGUUUGUGUGCAUACGAGUGUAUGUGUGUGUGUCACUAGAAAAAACAACAUACAGCAUCAAACAUGAAAAUCAGGUGUUGAUAAUUACAUGAAGAGUGGUCUUUACCAACAUUUACACAAACUUUGCGGCAUUUUAAUUCGACAUGAAGUGGCUGCGAUGUUUCACUUCACUCUGAGUGAAGAAUUAUUGUUAUUAUCCUUCCUGAUGGCGCUACUUCCACCUUGCAGGGAACGCCAGCUAUUUAUCGGCGGGAUCAAGACUGGCGUUGCAGCUGCUGCCUUGACAGAGCGUCCCAGUUGAGAUGGAAGGGAGGAAACACGGCCACCAUGCGACACUCUGGCAAGACACGGCACUCCUGACGGCCACUCUUAGGAAACACUGCGACAUACUCAAGACUUCAGGAUAUAAAGUGUGGAGGAUACGCCUCUUCUCUCCUGGAUGGGUGGCGAUUACCGCGCUGGCCUUCUUUCUCACCUAUUUCUUUUUGCCCAGACCAGUGCACGUCAUCCAGCUGGAAUGGCCGUGGAGCACAGACGCGGUGGGGCUGGAUGGGGCGGCGUACGACGAGUCACUACUGGAGGCGGCUCUGCAGAACGGCCAAGAAAACUGGACGCAUCCCGCCGGCAGCCUUUCGUUCCCCGGCAACAGUCACGAUGCUUCCCAUCAUCCACACCGCUUUAAUUCAGUACAAUUUAAAUAUCCUGCCACGGAAAUCUUAAUCCUAGGCGAUACCAGGACUGCCUUCGCCACCAGGUUCAUCUUUUCCCGCAAGCGACUGAAUCUCGAAAGGAGACCCAAGGUGAACUUCAUCCCUGAACAGGUGCAGUGGCGUCACGACCCUGACCACCUGUGCCGCACCGCCGACCCGCCGCCCCUUGCCGUGGCUCUCGUGGUGUCCGCCGUGCCCCAUGACGGUCGCAGGACCUUCAUCAGGGACACCUGGGCCCGCGCUGCUUGGUACCCUCACACGCUCCUGAAGACGGUGUUCGUAGUGGGCGCCACCCAGGACGAGGCACAACAACAAAAGCUUGAUGAGGAAAUACGGACUCACGGGGACAUCAUCCAGUACAAUUUCAUCGAUAGUUACGCAAACCUGACAUACAAGACCCUCUCGCUGCUGUCUUGGGGCGUCACGCGGUGCUCCGAAGUUCAAUUCCUAGCAAAGAUUGAUGAUGACGUGCUUGUGAACCCCUUCCAUCUCAAAGUCUUCGUUCAGGACACCCUACAACACCCGCCAGCCCCCAAGGGCAUUCUACCAAACGACGAGCUCUUCCAGGCGCCUCCAAACACCAAUCCGGCAGUGAAGCACAUUUACGGUCGCUACGACGCCCAGCCCUACCCGCUCCGCACCACCAAAUGGGCUCUCUCUUUAGACGAGUACCCCGAGAAGGUCUUUCCCCCAUUCGUGCACGGGCCGGCGUACCUGGUGGGCAUGGCAGCGGCUCGGGAGUUGUUACGCGUGGCUCCUUACGUCCCGCUGGUUAAGUUAGAGGACGUGUACACGACCGGGCUGGUGGCGCACGCCGCUGGCUUGAGGCACGUGCAGAUUUUUGGGCAUGUGAGCACUUUCAAGACAGGGCUGAAUCUCUAUAGUGGCACUCAAGCCAUUCUGGAGGAGACUGGGCCGAAGGGAAGGGAGGCGGCGUGGGAGGAGAUUUUAAAAUUUGCUCCAAAGGUAUAGCGUCUUUUGUGUGUGUGUGUGUGUGUGUGUGUGUGUGUGUGUGUGUGUGUGUGUGUGUGUGUGUGUAAUUUACCUCGGUCGCCUACUGGUCACCCAGCCAGUCUUUUCAUUACGGAGCGAGCU